Molecule: messenger RNA, 1155 nt
Organism: Blepharisma stoltei
Lineage: Eukaryota; Ciliophora; Heterotrichea; Heterotrichida; Blepharismidae
Source: the annotation of a GenBank genome assembly
AUGGACACUGAUAUCUCCUUGCAAAGCUCUGAUAAUGAGUUUUGAAACGACUUAGAGUCAGUGCCACAACUUACCAGUUUUCACAAGACGACUCCUAUUGAUUUUUCAUAUAAAAAAUCAUCUAAAGCGUCAAGUCCACCUAUAUCGCCUAGUCCAAACAGUCCGAUGAGAUUGAUAAGACUGGAAAAACAAAUUGACCAUAUGAGAUUAGCCAAAGAAGAAGAAAUGGAGGCUUUGAAAAUUAUUGUAAGAAAUAAUACAAGAAAAGAGCUCCAAGCGAAUGUUGAAGCAAUUAUUGAAAAGUUUCAAGAAGAAACGAAAGUUAUGAAGGAAGGAUAUGACGGUCUGAAGAUUAUUAUCACAAACAAAGAAAAAACCAUAAGCCAGCUUGGCGAAUACUUAUCUGAUCAAGCUGUCUUGAUUUCGGAAUUUCGCAUUGAAAAAUCAACGGAAAAAGAAGCUUCGUCGCCAGCUAAAACUUCUGACAAAUUCGAGACUCGUGAACUAAAAAAAGAGGUAAAGCUUUUAAAAGUCCAAUUAGAUGCUUUACGAGAAGUUUGUGCUAGUUGUCAAAAAGAUACUGACGAAUUUAAGAAAAAAAUGAUGGCUCUACAAGAAGAAAACGAUGCAAUGAGGAGAAAUCAUAAUAACGAAUUAGAAACAGUAAAAAGAGAAGCUAAAACAGUUGAGGAUGAGCUGAAUGAUGAAAUUGAUAGGCUAAAGUAUGAAUUAACGAAGUAUAAAGAAGAUGUCAACAAAGAGCUUGCGACAAGAGAUAUCAUAUCAAUAAGGCAAAAGUCAUUUAUUAACUCUCUUCAAGAAGAACUCAAAAAUGCCAAAAUUGUCUUACAGAAUCCAAGGAUCAGAAACAAACUUCAUGACCGGCUAAAAGACUACAUGGAAGAGCACCAAAAAGCUAUGGUUGAAACUAUAAGAACACCUAAAAAGACUCAUCCAGGAUCAAUGACAGCUACCUCGAGAAGGACUCAAACGGCUUGAGAUAUAAAACUGAGCCGCUCCAAAGGCCGCUCUUUCGAUAAUGAUACUGAUGAAGAGUCCUGCCUUAGCAAAGCUAUUUCGAUCCGUCCUGGCUCUAUUUCCAAGCGGAAUUCCAUUGACAACCAUUAUGCAGUUUCUCGCUUAAGUUCCUUGUAA